This is a messenger RNA of Rosa chinensis, 2762 nucleotides long. RefSeq names its product putative phospholipid:diacylglycerol acyltransferase 2. The record is from RefSeq and is a predicted model, not a curated record. The coding region runs from base 736 to 2661 and encodes 641 amino acids. NCBI's taxonomy places the organism in Eukaryota, Viridiplantae, Streptophyta, Magnoliopsida, Rosales, Rosaceae. Gene Ontology annotation, biological process: lipid metabolic process. The transcript is spliced from 7 exons. Gene Ontology annotation, cellular component: cytoplasm.
CAAUAUCUGGUAACAGUUGGGACUAGUAAACCGUCGGAUUCAGUAGAACCCAACUCCAUCGAUCAUCCUUACGGGUUUGUAAGGAGCAAACAGUACUUUAAGACGAUCAAACAUAUCAACUCCUUCGAGUUCAGUACAGUAUUGAUCUAAUGGGUAGAAGCCCUCCAUUGCUUGCCUCAAAGAAAUAAUUGCACACACCCCUACUGCACGGAGUCACGGACUGCAAGCCGGCGAACCCGGAAUGCAGAUCAAAAGAGAGAAGAGAAUAGUACAAAGAAGAAUAUACUCACUCAGGUCCAAUCUCCUUGAACACUGUGCCCUCCUCCCCUCUGCCCCUCUCUUAAUUUCUACAUGCAAAAUGACUAUCGAUCUGCUUAAUCUUUGCUGAUUAAUUUCAUCGUGCAAUUCAUUCUGGCACCACCACCACCACCACCACAUUUACUUGGUCCAUGGACUCGUCAAUCCUCAUACACACUAUUUUGGUAUCUGUGUUUCUCGUAGUGUGUGCUUUACUGCUUUUCUUCCCCUUGAUUUUGGGUGUAACACUAAUGACUAACCCAUGCUUCCUUUGGAUUCCUUCUGUUUUCCUCUGUCGUUACCUACCUCGGGAGUGGCCACAUUUCCGAUGCCAAAACCAGAAAAAGGGGCUUUCCCCUGACCUCUUUUCGGGGGCAACAGAGGUGCGCAAAAGACCAAAAAACCCAUCCUCGUGUAGACCAAAUUGUAGAAACCGUCAUGGCGCCACCUGUUAAAGUUUUGCAUGUAGAGGCCAGGACAAGUGUCUUUGGAGAAAGCUUUGAGGAACUAGGUGUGCGUUAUUGGAUUCACCACAUUGCCCCAUUUGGUCUGCAAAACCCAACUGCAUUUUCUUCCCAUUGUUUGUUUCUGGUGCCAGAAUCACCUGGAACAAGGCUUAGGCGCGAAGGUGUAAGCCCGCUUCACCCAGUUGUCAUGGUCCCUGGCAUUGUAACCGGUGGCCUAGAGCUCUGGGAGGGCAGGCCUUGUGCUGAAGGUCUUUUUAGGAAGCGACUUUGGGGUGGUAGUUUCUCAGAGAUCUUCAAAAGGCCUAUGUGUUUGUUGGAGCACCUAUCACUGGACAAUGAAACAGGGCUGGACCCUCCAGGAAUUCGAGUCAGAGCAGUUCGGGGACUCGCUGCAGCUGACUAUUUUGCUCCUGGCUACUUUGUUUGGGCUGUCCUCAUUAAGAAUUUGGCAAAAAUUGGUUAUGAAGGGAAGAACAUGCAUAUGGCUGCCUAUGAUUGGAGGCUUUCUUUCCAGAACACUGAGAUUCGGGACCAAGCUCUUAGUAGGUUGAAGAGUAAAAUUGAGCUUAUGUAUGCAAUCAAUGGCCAUAAGAAAGUGGUCGUGGUGCCUCAUUCUAUGGGGGCUAUUUAUUUUCUCCACUUCAUGAAAUGGGUCGAGUCACCUCCUCCUAUGGGAGGUGGUGGUGGUCCAAGUUGGUGUGCCACGCACAUCAAAGCAAUCAUGAAUAUCGGUCCAGCAUUUCUUGGUGUUCCAAGAGCAGUUAGUAAUAUAUUUUCUGCUGAGGGUAAAGAUGUUGCUUACAUCAGAGCUAUGGCUCCUGUUGUUUUAGAUUCUGAAAUUCUUGGGCUUCAAACCUUUGAACAUGUCAUGCGGGUAUCUCGGAGCUGGGAUUCCUUGAUUUCCUUGUUGCCAAAAGGUGGAGAAACCAUUUGGGGCAACUUGGAGUGGUCUCCUGAAGACGGGCAUAGCUGUGACCUGAUAAAGAAGAAAUAUCUGCAUUCCACUGCUGGUGAUACCAAUUACAACAAUAGCAAUAAGAAUAUAAUUUUCCAAGUAAAAGAACCUAUGAAGUAUGGAAGAAUAAUCUCAUUUGGCAAGGAAUCAUCAGAAUUACCCUCUUCAGAGCUUCCUGGUCAUGAUAUAAAGGAACUUCUUUACAGGGAUUCUCCUACCAAUUUCAACUCAUCAUGUGGAGAGGUGUGGACUGAAUAUGAUGAGGUAAGCAGGGAAAGCAUAAGAAAAAUUGCAGAAAAUAAGGCUUACACAGUUCAAACCCUUUUUGAUCUGCUACGCUUUGUGGCACCAAAAAUGAUGCAACGGGCUGAGGCUCACUUCUCUCAUGGGAUAGCUGAUAAUCUUGAUAAUCCUAAAUAUGACCAUUACAAGUACUGGUCCAAUCCACUCGAGACCAAGUUACCCAUUGCUCCAGAUUUGGAAAUAUACUGUUUAUAUGGUGUUGGACUCCCAACUGAAAGAUCAUACAUAUACAAGACAUCUCCUUCUGACAAGUGCAAGAACAUCCCAUUCCGCAUUGAUAGCUCAGCAGAUGGAGAGACAGGCAGCUGCCUUAAAAAUGGAGCACAUUUUGUUGAUGGUGAUGAUACCGUGCCUGUAUUGAGUGCUGGAUACAUGUGCACCAAAGGGUGGAGAGGAAGAACCAGGUUCAACCCAUCCGGUAUUGCUACCUACAUAAGGGAGUACCAGCACAAGCGACCUGGUAGUUUUAUUGAGGGAAGGGGUACGGAGAGUGGUUCACAUGUUGACAUCAUGGGAAAUGUGGCAUUAAUCGAAGAUAUCCUAUGCAUUGCUGCCGGAGCCACUGGUGCACAGAUUGGAGGUGAUAGGAUCUACUCAGAUAUUAUGAGAAUGUCUGAGAGAAUAAAUCUAAAGCUGUAACCUGUAAGUAUAUUUGGAAGAAUGAUCUCCUGUACUGGUAUGCAAUAAGAGAGUAGCACUAACAAGAGGGGAAUUUCUGCUUUGAGGUUCCUGGACAAUAA